UGCCCUUACAGCAGAAGGCAACUUGAGCAAAGAUGGCGACGCUCGACCUAGACUGGGAAGAUGUGAGAGACCAGCUUCGGUUAUGGCGAGAAGAUAACACACGUCACAGUGAAGAGGUGAUAGACAUGUGGACUUACUGCCUCAAGCAUUAUAAACACAAACUUGGAGAUGAACGAUGGAUGGUGGAAGAACAAGUAGUCAUUGCUGGUUUGGAUUGCUUCCGCUUGGAUGUUGCCGAACCCUGCCUUAUCUCAAUUAAUGAGCAGUUCCCAGGAUCCUUGAGGGUGCGGAAACUAAAAGCCAUGCGAUUAGAAGCCCUUGAAAGGUUUGAUGAAGCAAUUGACAUCUAUGACAGCAUCAUCCGCCAAGAUGAAACAAAUUCAACUGCAAGAAAACGGAAGGUGGCUGUUUUACGAGGACAGGGGAAGAUUCCAGAAGCCAUCAGAGAAUUGACCGAGUAUCUUAAGAAGUUCAUGUCAGAUGGAGAAGCUUGGCAAGAGUUGUGUGACCUCUAUCUGAAAGAAGGAGACUACAGCAAAGCAGCUUUCUGUAUGGAAGAGCUGAUACUGACCAACCCACACAAUCACCUCUUUUACACCAGAUAUGCAGAGAUCAAAUAUACACAGGGUGGACUUGAGAACAUGGAGAUGGCUCGUAGCUACUUCAGUCAAGCUGUGAAACUAAAUCCCAAUAAUAUGCGAGCAUUGUAUGGACUCUUUUUAAGUUGCACUCAUGUUGCAUCAUCAUCGAAGAGUACAGUGCCGAAGAAGAAAGAAACCCAGCGUUUAGCAGCAUGGGCACUUAAGGAAAUUGAAGAAAGGUACUCAAAAUGCAGAACAAACACCAUGGAAGGUACAAACAUUUUUGAGACCUUUGGUUCACUGAGCUUAACUGAUAAAGCAUGAUAAACAUAAUAUGCAGAAUCAUAUAUUCAUCAUUUGUUCUUUUGUAUUGUAAUAAAUUUUGAGAUGAGAUAUAAUGUUGUAUGUUGCCAUAUUGUCCCAUUUUAUACUCCCACAUUACAAGAGAAGGUUUACAUGCUGAAGUUUGUUCCUCUAUAUUUGGACAUGAGUGUGAAGGUCACAGUUGAAGCAUUCCUUUGUAUAAGAGAACACUGUAUGUAUUGAUUUAGACUAUUUGGUACUAGCUUCACUUUUCUCCCAGGUGCCUUUGUUUGAAACAAAGGGGUGGUAGAGGUAGGCCAGAUAUUGUUUUUUAUCAACAGUUCAUUUUUCCCUGUUAACUCUUCAUUUUUAAUUCAUUUCUUUUUUGGAGGCUAAUGAUAUUAUUCUGAUCUAGGGGAAAGUUAUUUCAGUUUGCUGGAAGCAUGAAACCAUUUAAAGCUCAAUAAGAGAAGAAUCAUCUUGUUUGAGCUGAUUGUUACAUAGUGCAAUGUAUAAUUAAUUACUUGGAAAGUGUAUUUCUAAGUUGAGUGACCCCAUUUUGUGAUUCUUGUGUCGUUUGUGAAAGGACAAGAAUAUAGGAAUUCUGUCCAGAAGAAUCAUUCCACAGGCACAAAGAGUGUGUUGGGUAUUAUUCAGAUAUUACAGGCAUUUUAAAGAACUGUAGGGUAGGUUUUUGACUCCAGCAAACUAAUGGAAUCCCUGUGCAUUAUUUUUGUUCUUAAGAAUGGACAGUGUAAUAUAUUUGUAAGACAAAACUGUAAUAUAUUUGAACUAUAAUUGACCAUUUGUAACAAUGUUAUGUACAGUCAUCAUGAAAUACAUUCAUAACAAGUUAUUGA
Messenger RNA from Penaeus vannamei (Pacific white shrimp), 1744 nucleotides. RefSeq names its product ER membrane protein complex subunit 2. Gene Ontology annotation, molecular function: protein binding. Gene Ontology annotation, cellular component: EMC complex. The record is from RefSeq and is a predicted model, not a curated record. NCBI's taxonomy places the organism in Eukaryota, Metazoa, Arthropoda, Malacostraca, Decapoda, Penaeidae. Gene Ontology annotation, biological process: protein folding in endoplasmic reticulum.